AUGAGUUUCUUGGGAAGACUGAAUUACAUCAGUCGGUUCAUAGCUCAAUCCAUAGUGAUCUGUGAACCCAUAUUCAAGUUACUGAAGAAGGAUGCUACCACAAAAUGGACCGAGGAAUGCCAAAGGGCUUUCGAUAGAAUCAAAGAAUACUUGUCCAACCCACCAGUAUUGGUCCCACCAGAGCCUGGAAAGCCGUUGUUAUUGUAUCUAUUUGUCAUGGAUAAUGCAUUUGGAUGUGUAUUGGGGCAGCAUGAUGAGACGGGUAGAAGAGAGCAAGCUAUAUACUAUUUGAGCAAGAAGUUCACACCAUACGAGGCAUUGCCUGUCUGCAUACACCACGUAUGUGAUCUCAAGAAUGGAUCCACUAAAAAGGCCAUCAAAGGACAAGCCUUGGCUGAUCACCUCGCAGAAAAUCCGGUGUACCAGGAUUACAAGCCACUCAUGACCUACUUCCCUGAUGAAGAGGUGCAUGGAGAUCUUAUAUGGGUUCCACCGAAUGAGAUCAAUGUGAUGGGUUCCCCUAGGCCAUUUGCUGCUUGGGGCAUGGAUGUUUUUGGACCCAUAGAGCCUCCCGCGUCAAAUAGACAUCGUUUCAUCAUGGUGGCUAUCGAUUAUUUCACAAAAUGGGUCGAAGCUUCGACAUACAAGGCAGUGACUAAGAAGGUAGUGGCAGACUUUGUUCGCAACAACAUAGUUUGUCGAUUUGGAAUUCCAGAAUCAAUCAUAACCGAUAAUGCAGCCAACCUCAACAAUGAUCUUCUUGUCAAAGGUUCAAGAUUUCUCAUCGAAAUUCCACGGUUUACCGUCCACAGAUGA
Molecule: messenger RNA, 816 nt
Organism: Solanum verrucosum
Lineage: Eukaryota; Viridiplantae; Streptophyta; Magnoliopsida; Solanales; Solanaceae
Exons: 4
Coding region: 1-816 (271 amino acids)
Biological process (GO): DNA integration
Molecular function (GO): nucleic acid binding
Source: RefSeq, a predicted model, not a curated record